Molecule: messenger RNA, 1290 nt
Organism: Serendipita indica DSM 11827
Lineage: Eukaryota; Fungi; Basidiomycota; Agaricomycetes; Sebacinales; Serendipitaceae
Source: the annotation of a GenBank genome assembly
AUGCUCCGUCUUCGCGCCACUAAGCAUUUGCGCUCAACAUCUUUGCGACAUUUGGGCACAAUCUCUGUACAGACUGAAGGCAUCGUGGUCCCUGGGAUUUCGACCCGACUCCCAUUCGCCUGGCUGCGCGACUCGUGCCAAUGUCCAUUAUGUGUACACCCAUCGACAAAACAAAAGCUCAGAGAGUCGUCAUCUGUGUCUUUAGACAUCCGACCGCUCCAGACUGAUGGAGCGGUCUCGUUCUCCAACACCUUUGAGGAACUUACGGUGCAAUGGGAUCCAAUUUUCGAACUCGAUAAAAAAUCUCACGUCUCUAUUUAUCCUUUGGACUUCCUUAAACGCUACUCGGACCCUCAUCAAUUACACGAAUUCCAUAAGGAUGUGGAGCUCGUCCCAUGGGUGGCAGCAGAUAUCUCAAAGUCCAGAGACUUGUUUGUUUCAUACCGGGAUCUUGAUACUCCCUCUGGACUUUUGCGAGCAAUCGUCCAGCUCAACCGCUACGGUCUCCUGUUCGUUCGUGGGGUUCCCAAUGAGGCCACCAACGAUCAUUCUUGCGAGUUGCCAUCGCUCGCAACAAGUUUUGGAGAGAUACGCGAGACUUUCUAUGGACGGGUGUGGGACGUAAAGAAUGUCAAGAACAGCAAAAACAUUGCCUACACUAAUCUCAAUCUAGACCUUCACAUGGACCUGUUAUAUUUCCAACACCCACCGAGAUAUCAAAUCCUCCAUUGCUUGCGAAAUCGCGUCAAAGGCGGCGUCUCGAUAUUCGUUGACGCGUUCAAAGCGGCGGAGAAACUAUACGAGUCUUCAAAGGAAGCUUUUGAGGUGCUUUCAACGACUCCUGUCGAGUUCCACUACAUCAACGACGGCCACCACCUCCACCAAUCCCACACAACAAUCGAACUGGCCCCAGCACAUGCAAAGGAUCAACGAACCACACAAGCAUCUGUACCAAAUAUUGCUUUCAUCAACUACUCUCCUCCGUUCCAAGCACCACUUUCUAUCAACACCCCACCGACUUUCUACUCAUCCCUCGCCCAGUUUGCCGAGCUCUUACGACAACCCGAAAAUCGUUUCGAGUAUUUGCUAAAGGAAGGCGACGCUGUGCUAUUUGAUAACCGGAGAGUCCUGCACGCCCGGUCCGCAUUUGAGGAGUGGACAGAAGAAGAGCGCCCCAGCAACGUCCCGCCGGCGAUGGAAGGCGAGACAAGCCGGUGGCUAAAAGGUUGCUACCUGGAGUCGGAUGCCGUCUGGGACCUCAUGAGAGUCCUCAGGAGCAAGGCCGAAUGA